This is a messenger RNA of Trematomus bernacchii (emerald rockcod), 1401 nucleotides long. Its product is annotated as zinc finger and BTB domain-containing protein 24-like. The transcript is spliced from 5 exons. Gene Ontology annotation, molecular function: DNA-binding transcription factor activity; RNA polymerase II cis-regulatory region sequence-specific DNA binding. Gene Ontology annotation, biological process: regulation of transcription by RNA polymerase II. NCBI's taxonomy places the organism in Eukaryota, Metazoa, Chordata, Actinopteri, Perciformes, Nototheniidae. The record is from RefSeq and is a predicted model, not a curated record. The annotation marks the transcript as partial.
AUGGGGGCCUAUUUAGAAACUGUUUUACAGCCUCAGCUUCGGAUACACAGAGCAGGAGAGCUCGAGGAGAAGCUGUCUCGUUCAAAAGAGGAGAACGAGAGACUCCAGAAACGACUGGACGCUGUUUUACAGCCUCAGCUUCGGAUACACAGAGCAGACGUCCAGCAGCUGGUGGUGGUUAAAGAAGAGCUUCUCCCUAACCAGCAGGAGUGGAGCACCCCCCCACACAUUAAGCAGCAACAGGAGGAACUCAGGAUCAGUCAGGAGGGAGAGCAGCUUCAGGACCAGGAGGAGGCUGAGAUCACCAAGUCCACUUUCACUCCUGACCCUGUGAAGAGUAAAGAUGAUAAAAAGAAACCUCAGUCCCCACAGCCUCAUCAAAGACGAACUGAACACAUGGAAACAGAAGCUGAUGGAGAUGACUGCCGAGGACCAGAACCAGCCAGGAACUCAGAUCCAGAGAGCAGUUUACAACCAAAGACUGGAGACUCUUCUGAAACUGACGCUGAAGACUCUUCUGAACCUGACACUGAACACUCUUCUGAACCUGACAGUGAACACAGUGAUUGGGAAGAGACCAGAAAACCUGCGUCGGGCUCAAACUCACAGAAAAAUAGAUGGAAAUCUGUCAGUGAUUCAAGCCGUAGUGCUGAAAAGAAACGAUUCAGCUGCUCAGUCUGUACCAAAUCUUUUGCAUUGAGUAGAAGUUUAAAUAAACACAUUAGAGUCCACACAGGAAUAAAACCAUUCAGCUGCUCAGUCUGUAAGAAACCAUUUGAAGUGAGAAGAGAUUUAAAUCGACACAUGAGAAUCCACACAGGAGAGAAACCCUUUGGCUGCUCAGUUUGUACCAAAUCUUUUGCAUUGAUUAUAAGUUUAAAGGAACACAUGGCAAUCCACACAGGAGAGAAACCACACAGCUGCUCAGUCUGUAAGAAAGCUUUUGCAGUGAAAAGAGAUUUAAAUCGACACCUGAGAACCCACACAGGAGAGAAACCCUUUAGCUGCUCAGCUUGUAGCAAAUCUUUUUCACAGAGUGGAAGUUUAAAGGCACACAUCAGAGUCCACACAGAUGUCCAGCAGCUGGUGGUGGUUAAAGAAGAGGUUAUCCCUGACCAGCAGGAGUGGAUCACCAGUCUGGACCAGGAGGACCCAGAGCCCCCCCCACACAUUAAGCAGGAACAGGAGGAACUCAGGAUCUUUCAGGAGGGAGAGCAGCUUCUGGAGCUGGAGGAGGCUGAUAUCACCAAGUCCACUUUCACUCCUGACCCUGUGAAGAGUGAAGAUGAUAAAGAGAAACCUCGGUCCUCACAGCCUCUUCAAAGACAAACUGAACACAUGGAAACAGAAGCUGAUGGAGAUGACUGUCGAGGACCAGAACCAGCCAGGAACUCGGAUCCA